Molecule: messenger RNA, 3236 nt
Organism: Camponotus floridanus (Florida carpenter ant)
Lineage: Eukaryota; Metazoa; Arthropoda; Insecta; Hymenoptera; Formicidae
Gene: Cpsf6
Product: cleavage and polyadenylation specificity factor subunit CG7185
Exons: 12
Coding region: 687-2957 (756 amino acids)
Biological process (GO): mRNA alternative polyadenylation
Cellular component (GO): mRNA cleavage and polyadenylation specificity factor complex
Molecular function (GO): mRNA binding
Source: RefSeq, a predicted model, not a curated record
AGCGAUAAAGGGACCGGCGGGGCACGCGCGCUCUCUCUCUCUCUCUCUCUUCUCUCUCUCUUUCGCUCUCUCUCUCUCUCUCUAUUUUUUCCUCGCCGAAACAAUCGAGGGGAAGGAAUCCGCGAUCGUGGAAAGUCGCGACGCGCGCUCUCGCGAGGCUCGGGAGGGGUAGCGGGAGGGGGAGGAAGAAUCCGCUGCCAACGCGAUUGUGAGAGACCCGGAACGAUAAGCCGUCUCGCGCGUCGGUUUCGCGAAGCGGAGUGUGUCCCGCGAGUCACAGUGGUCGUGGGCAGCCGUUGCUAACGAUCGGCUUUCGUCCCGUGAAUAUUACUGUGCAUCCCCGCGAGCCGGCUUCGGGGACGCGAGCGAGCGAGCGCGCGCGCGCGCGCGCGCUAGCGAGCGAGCCACCGAGCACGCACGAGAGAGACGAGCUUCGCCCUGAAGUUGUUGCCUAUCCUCCUUGUCGCCGCGCACCGUUGACCGAUCGCCUGCCUAGCUAGUGCCCGUCUGCUGCCGUCGAUUGUGCGUGCGCGCGCGCGCGUGCGUUGCCGUUCCCGGAGCUAAGCGCUAACGCGCGAAACGCUAAUACGGGUUCGCAGCAGGAAUUGACCGCAAAAUGGUGCUAGCGUCGAAGUGUACGAUUGGUUGAACCACAAGGUGUGCAGGAAGUUGCGUGUAAUAAGAAAAUGGACGAAUUCGCCGGUGAUGGCGUUGAUCUCUAUGAUGACGUGAUUGCUGCCCCAGCCGGUGGUAAUGGUGGCGUUUCCUCCGGGAAUACUGGAGACGGUGGUGGUGAUACUACGUCUCCGAACGAGGAAACUAAUGGAAAUGCACCUUAUCAUCAGCUUGGCAAUAAUAUACAACCAAAUCAAAUUGGUAGACGCCAUCAAUUAUAUGUUGGAAAUUUGACAUGGUGGACAAGUGAUCAAGACAUAACAGAUGCAGUUCAAAGCAUUGGCGUAACUGAUUUUGCGGAGGUGAAAUUUUUCGAGAAUCGCGCUAAUGGACAGUCCAAAGGUUUCUGUGUAAUAUCCUUAGGCUCUGAACAGAGUAUGAGAAUAUGCAUGGAAAGACUGCCCAAGAAGGAAUUACAUGGUCAGAAUCCUGUAGUAACAUUUCCUACGAAGCAGGCACUGAAUCAAUUUGAAUCGCAGUGUAAGACGCGACCUGCUCCGGCUCCACAACAGAGUCAGAGCCAACGUCCCCAUAACCCACAUCAACAUCAGCCACCAAUGCCACCUCAUCAACAACAUCCUCAACAUCCUCAACAUCCUCAACACUCACAACAAAAUCAUGGUCCUAGAAUGAUGAUGGGUCCUCCGCAAGGUGUUAGACCUCAGAGAAUGCCACCACCCGGAAUGGGUCCUCCAGGACCCGGUGGACCAGGCCAACAAGGGCCGCCACGGAUGCAUGGACCGCCGUUAGGGCCAGGUCCGGGACCGCAUCAUGCUUUGCCUGGCCAUCCUAAUCAAGGUCCACCACCUGGCUAUCAACAGGGACCAUGGAACGGGCCGCGUCCUAAUGGCCCGCCUGGACCGCCUAGAGGACCCAGUGGGCCUGGUGGUCCACCUCAGCAAGGUCCACCAGGUCCAGGCCCUGGUCAACAUAGACCACCUGGAAUGCAAUUUCACGGUGGUCCACCUGGACCGCCAGGCCAGGGACCUCCUCGCGGCCCACCUGGACAUCCUGGUGGACCUCCUGGAGAUCCAAGAGGAGCUCAACCUCGCCCUGAAUGGAAUAGGCCGCCAGGAAUGCAUCAUGGGCCUCAGGGACCACCAGGUUUCCCUCAACAUCAACAUAUGCAAGGGCCGCAGCCUGGCCAAGGCCCACCACAGAGAGGACCUCCUCCAGGUUCUAUGGGUGGACCGGGAGGUCCACCUCCAGGACAUGGCGGACCGCCGCAAGGACCUCCUCAAGGACCGCCGGGUGGUCCGGCUCCUCAUGUCAAUCCGGCGUUCUUUCCACAAGGCCCACCUCAUCAGCAUCCAGGCCAACAUCCACCAGGACCUCCUGGUCCACCUCAUGGUCCCCCUCAUGGUCCUCCUCACGGUCCUCCUCAUGGUCCUCCUCACGGUCCACCACAUGGACAACCACAUGGACCGCCACAUGUACCGCCACAUGGCUACGGACCACCAAGUGCUCAAGCACCUUACGGAGCACCUGGCCCUGAUCAUCGUCCGGAAGGUCCGCCUCCACUCACAGAACAAGAAUUCGAGGAGAUAAUGGGCCGCAAUCGUACAGUUUCUUCAUCUGCGAUUGCCAGGGCAGUGUCUGAUGCUGCAGCGGGUGAAUAUGCAAGUGCCAUAGAGACGUUGGUUACUGCUAUAUCGUUGAUAAAACAAUCAAAGGUUGCUGCAGAUGACAGAUGCAAAAUUCUGAUCAGUUCUCUCCAAGACACUUUACGUGGCGUUGAAACUAAAAGCUACGGAUCUGGACGUAGAGAACGUUCGCGUUCACGUGACAGAGAGCGCAGCCACAGAAGACGACGCGAGCGGUCUAGAAGCCGAGAUCGCGAGUAUCGUGAGCGUAGCAGAGAUCGGGACCGAGAGCGCGAUCGGGAGCGUGAUCGCGAGAGAGAAAGAGACCGCGAUAGGGACAGAGAACGUUAUUACAGCGAACCAUAUCCGAGAGAGCGAUCACGCAGCAGAGAAAGAGAGCGCGAACGUGAAAGAGAUCGUGAAUAUAGAGAGAGAAGCAGAGAAGAAAGUACAACACGUCAAUCAGCCAGGCCAAGAGUAAAAGAAGAACCGCCAGAGACGGCACCCGUCUCAUCUUCCAAGGCGUCUAGGUAUUAUGACGAUCGCUACAGAGAGCGUGAGCGAGAGAGAGAUCGAGAACGUGAAUCAAGCCGAAGACCAUCCGAACGGGAACGGGAACCAGAACGGGAACGUGAACGGGAACGAGAACGUGAUCGCCGGGACGAACGGGGAGACUCUUCUCAUCGUUCAAGACAUUAAAUAAAAGAGAGAAAAAAAGAUACAAAUCGGGGAGAUAACACAAGCAGGGUGUGCUGUCACAAGAAUUGAAGAUUCUAUUUGAUGAAACAUUAAAUGAAUGGAACAACAUACACAUACACAUUCAUACACACAUUGCGAUCUUCUUAAUUCUUGAAAUAAAAGUAUAUUAUGUCGCUUAUAUAAUGUCGACAUGAACAUACGUGACAUCCAAAGAUUGUUUAUGAGACGCGAUAAUAUCGAGAGAUAUAGGAUAAACAAUUAAAAAAGAGAUACUUUCAA